Molecule: messenger RNA, 918 nt
Organism: Mugil cephalus (flathead mullet)
Lineage: Eukaryota; Metazoa; Chordata; Actinopteri; Mugiliformes; Mugilidae
Gene: reep5
Product: receptor accessory protein 5
Exons: 5
Coding region: 107-676 (189 amino acids)
Source: RefSeq, a predicted model, not a curated record
CUCGCUCUGAGAAUCUGAGACGAGCAGCGGCGUGUUGGGUUGCAGGGGUGUCGCAGUUUGAUUCAGGUCUAUUUCGUAAUUCAUCGCCGAAGGAGGAAGUGCAGCCAUGGCGCAGGGGAUCAAAGAAAGAUUUGAAAAGUUUCUCCAUGAGAAGAAUCUUAUGACAGAUCUUCUGGCCAAAGUCGAGGGCAAGACCGGAGUGAGCAGGACAUACAUCGCGAUCGUUGUCAUCGCUGUCAUCGCUAUCUACUUGGUGAUCGGUUACGGAGCCUCGCUGCUGUGUAACCUCAUCGGAUUUAUUUAUCCAGCCUACAUAUCGAUUAAGGCCAUUGAAAGUGCUACCAAAGAUGAUGAUACUAAAUGGCUGACCUACUGGGUGGUGUAUGGAGUCUUCAGCGUGGCCGAGUUUUUUGCUGACAUCUUCCUCUCCUGGUUCCCAUUCUACUAUAUUGGAAAGUGUGCCUUCUUGGUGUGGUGCAUGGCUCCGACACCCUCCAACGGAUCAGUCCAGAUUUAUAACCGCAUCAUUCGACCGUUUUUCCUGAAGAACGAAGCCAAGAUUGACGACGUGGUGAAGAACCUCAAGGACAAGGCGUCAGAGGCUGCUGACAAGUUCAAGGAUGAGGCCAAGAAAGCCACAGCAAACAUCAUGUUUGAGGAGAAGAAGAGCUCCUAAGAACGAGGCCUUGACCACAGUGUCCGCUCUGGAUCCAACCCUGUUACAGAAGAUAUGUGGCCUUGAAAAUGUUUGUUCAGUACAUAAACGUAAUCACCCUCCCAGCUGUAUUAGUGUUACACAUGCAUCCAUUAAAGCCGUUCCACGUGUCAGUUUACUUAUUUAACUUCUGGAGGGCUCUCAGACAACUGGUCGGGGUUUGCUUUAUGAAAUAAAUAAAAAUAAACUCACUCUAAUGUGGA